Molecule: messenger RNA, 2690 nt
Organism: Gasterosteus aculeatus aculeatus (three-spined stickleback)
Lineage: Eukaryota; Metazoa; Chordata; Actinopteri; Perciformes; Gasterosteidae
Gene: las1l
Product: LAS1 like ribosome biogenesis factor
Biological process (GO): maturation of 5.8S rRNA; maturation of LSU-rRNA
Cellular component (GO): preribosome, large subunit precursor; Las1 complex
Molecular function (GO): endonuclease activity
Source: RefSeq, a predicted model, not a curated record
GACUGAGUGUGACCCGCUGCAGGAGGCGACUCCCGCCACGAGGUGUCACUAGUGAAACAUUAAGACCGUGAAACACCAGCGAAGAAGCGGGUGUGAACACGUCAUUUCCGGGAGGUUACGGCUCCGCUUUGCUGAGCACCGACGGAACAAAGCUGCGCGUGUUACUCGGUGCGUCGCCGCGUGUCUCGGCUUCGCACAGGAUCACGUGAGUCGAGCGCGCGCCUCUUACGCCGCCAAAUGAAGAAGAAGAAGAGCGCCGAGAAAAGGCGCCACGUGGUGGCGUGGGCCAACAAAGCCGAGUGGGACCAGGUCCUGGAGUACCUGUACUCCAAGGACUGCGCCCUGCAGAGGUUCGCCCUGCAGAGGGUGUCGGCGUGGAGAGGCCGGUACGCCAACAGCACCCCCGUGGCGGUGGACUGCACAGCGGACCUGGUGCGGUGCCAGGUGCUGGACAGGUCGGGACAGCUGGACGGAGACGAUCUGGUCCUGCUUUAUGGGGCCGGCCUGGUGAGGUUCGUCAAUCUGAUCACGCAGCGACAGCAGGGGAAAACAGCCCGCCCGCUGAGGCGGCUGGCGGGGCACCUGAACAUCCCCGAGUGGGUGGUGGACCUGAGGCACGCCGUGACGCACAGGAAGCUCCCGACCCUACAAUGGUGCCGAAAGGGAUGCGCGGUGGUUCUGGAGUGGCUCCAGCAGGCGUACUGGUCCAGGCAGUUGGGAGGAGGGCCCAAUGAGGGCUGGGAGUCCGAGUCGGACGGAGAGCAUGAAGAGGCGGACCUGAAGUGCCAGGAGGAUGAGCUCAUCGCGAGGCAGGAGGAGAUGGAAGCCUACACGAAUGCGCGGGACCUUCUGAUGUCCUUUGAAAAGGAGCAGUACCAGGCUUUCGGCGGACAUGCUGAGGACAAAGAGAAGAACUUGUGGCCGGCCCCCUUUGCAGACAUGAGCUGGUUGCUGGGCGAGAUCAAGCAGUUUGCUUUGCAGUCAAGUAAUUGGCUGAUUGACGUGUUGCUGGAAGACGGAUUUCUAGUUCCGACUGCAGAACAACUGCAAACGUUGGGCUGCGACCCCUCUGGCGACGGCGGCGCCACCGAACCCAGACUUCCUCAAGCCUUCCUCCGCUUCUGGCUGCCGCUCCUGAAGGUGCUCAACUCCCCCCUCUUUAUUCAUCUCCUCCUGGAGAAGCUGUUCGUUGAGCUGAAGCUGCUCUCCGACGAGCAGAAUGCUCACAGGGCUUUCUACAUCUCGGCGUGGAUUUCAGAAAUCAUUGUCUGCAACAGCAACAAAUUUGAGUACCACUAUGAAACGGAGGGACGGAGGAGGGCGAGAAUGAAGGACCGGGUCUUCGUAAACCGCAUCCAGCUGCGGUGGCAGCAGCUGCUCUCGGCAUGCCUGGAUGCUCCCUGUGUCAGCACGCCUCACCUGCUGCAGCUGAUCCUGGACGAUAUGGAGCAUCCUCUCCCUGUGGAAACCCGGCAGCGGCUGCUCCAGCUCUGCUCCAUCUACACACGGAGUGCAGACUGCGAGCCCGGCGCUCCUCUGCAGAGGAAACAGCCCGUGUACACACUGGAGAGCUUGCACGAGAAGCUGCAACAUUCGCGGCGCCUCGGCCAUCAGUGGCGUUCUGCGGCUGAAGCGGAGAGGAGCGAGUCCUCCCGUGACAACAACUGGGCAGAUGUUCAUGCUGAAAAGGCCAAAUUGCUCCGAGGCUCUCCGUGGCAGGUGUGCAGCGACAAGGUGCUGUGGAAGAACCAUCCUCUCGGCAAAGUCCCCGGACAGUCGGAUGACCCUUCGCGCCUCAUGCUGGAAAACUACUCCGCGAUGACCGUCUUUGACCAGCCAGUGGAGAGCAGCACGGCGCACAACGUCCCAGGAGCCUCUGCAGCAGGGAGGACCGCUGAUGGCCUUCUUUGGAACCCCAGUGACAUCAAUAAACUCAAGUCUGGACUGCAACUUUUUUGAGAUGUUAUGAAGCUGGGAAAUAAGCUCCUGUAGCUGUCGGCACACUGAUCAACGCAUUUUCUUUUGCAACUUCCAUAAGAGACAAAAUGCUCAAAAUAGGUCAACGUCCGUACCAGGCAGUUUGUUGAGGUAAGAAAUAUGGAAAGUAGUUAAUUAAUUGAAUAGUUGAUCAGUCACUGUUUCAGCAUCUUAAAUGUGAUCAAUUGUUGCUUUUCGGGUUUCAUACAUGAAGGACAGCAGCUGUGUUUCUAUCACAAAUGAUGUUACUGACAAGAAGUCCAUAAUAUUUUUCCACCUUUUUCACAAAGUGAUCUCAACUAACUGCCAGUCCCAAAAAUGUUCCCCCUCAUGUUUCUACCUUCUUUUUUUUUUUAAAUUAAAGAAACCAUCAUCAGUAUAGUUAAUAUGGAACGCUACAUGUAGUUGCAGCCCAAAUCUAAAAGCAUGUGGGACAUUUUCAUGCUGUCUCUAGCAUUUUAAUCAGGUGGUACCAAUGCAGGCAUGUGGAGCAUCAUAUGUGUCCCCUUAUAAAGAGAAUAAUCUGAGACUUCAUCUGGAUGUGGUUCAUUAUGAAGGUGCGCAGUGACGUCGCCGCUACAAAGGGUUUUGUGGAAAAUGCAUUUUAGUUGAAACUCCAGCAGAGGGAUAUUGUUGUAAAGCACAAGGUGAUUUUGUGUAAUACAUUUUCUUUAGUGCAUGUGUUAAUAAAGUUAAUAAAACAUUUGAUCAAA